This is a messenger RNA of Lasiosphaeria miniovina, 747 nucleotides long. RefSeq names its product PRELI-like family-domain-containing protein. Gene Ontology annotation, molecular function: phosphatidic acid transfer activity. Lineage: Eukaryota; Fungi; Ascomycota; Sordariomycetes; Sordariales; Lasiosphaeriaceae. Gene Ontology annotation, biological process: phospholipid transport. Bases 1 to 747 code for a protein of 248 amino acids. Gene Ontology annotation, cellular component: mitochondrial intermembrane space. The transcript has a single exon. The record is from RefSeq and is a predicted model, not a curated record.
AUGGUGCUCACACACACUACCAACCAUACGUACAGCCAUCCCUUCCCGACGGUGACGCUCGCCUUCUUCCUGCGGUACUGCUCCCCGCAACUCAACCCGUUCGCCAGCCAUGUGCUCAGCACCGACACCAUCUCGUCGCACGUCGACCCGGAGACGGGCCGGCUGCACACGACGCGCAUCCACCUGAAGAAGUCCCGCAUGCCGCCAGCCGUCAUGAAGCUGCUGCCCACCAGCCUCACCGGCGGCGGCGCUGCCGACAAGGCGUCGUAUAUUCUCGAGUCGAGCGUCGUCGACAUGCGGGAAGGGUGGAUGUCGACCGAGAGCCGGAAUCUCAACUUUGUUGGCGUGCUCUCGGUCGUCGAGCGACAGAUGUACGUAGCGCCGCGCGCGGCCAAUCAUGCGUCUGGUGGGACCACAGACGUCGAGACCAAGGUGGUGUUCCGUUCGCGUCUCGGGGAGCGCAUCAGGGACCGCCUCGGCCAUCCGUCCUCGGCUGCGGCUACCACAGCGGCUGCGCCAACAGACUCGGCCAGCAACCAUGGCCAGCAGGAUGGCUGGCUCUCCCGGUUCGGCGCUCGCGGCGUCCAGCGGACCAUCGAGUCCCUCGCCUCGACCAAAACGCAGGACCAGCUCGGCAAGAGCCGCGAGGGCAUGCGCAUGAUACUGGAGCGGCUGCGCCAGACGGGAAUCAUUGGCGUUCUCGAGCUCCGGAAGAUGGCUCGGGAACGUAGCAUGGAGGCCGUCUGA